Musca domestica (house fly) is the source of this 974-nucleotide messenger RNA. Its product is annotated as seminal metalloprotease 1. NCBI's taxonomy places the organism in Eukaryota, Metazoa, Arthropoda, Insecta, Diptera, Muscidae. Bases 106 to 918 code for a protein of 270 amino acids. The record is from RefSeq and is a predicted model, not a curated record. The transcript has 2 exons. Gene Ontology annotation, biological process: proteolysis. Gene Ontology annotation, molecular function: zinc ion binding; metalloendopeptidase activity.
AAACGCUUGUUGGGGAAAUAAUUGGCAUUUUAUAUUUUGUUUUAUAUCUAUUUUUCGAGUUUUCAGAAAUUGAUUUUUUAGUCGUGUCUAAAAUUACAAACGAUAAUGAUGUCGUUGCGUGAGCGAUUUCUGUUGUUUUUAAUUGGCACUGUUGUGGUUUUCUGCUGCGAAGUGGCCUGGAGUACACCUUUACCUGCCACAACGCCAUUAGAUCCGGAGGAGUCGGCUGGCUUCGUUGAGGGUGAUAUGCUGUUGAGUGAUGCCCAGUUCCAACUUAUUAGGGGUUCAAAUAGACUGCAAGGACGAAAUGGUUUGGUAGAUGAGAGCAGACGGUGGCCCGACGGAAUUGUUUAUUAUAAAAUUGUGGGAGAUUUUGACCUGGCACAUCGCAAUGCAAUUUUGGAUGGCAUGGCCACUAUGGAAUCUCGCACCUGUGUUCGCUUUCGUGAAGCUGACAGCUCUCGAAAACACUAUGUCGCCAUAACAUCUCAGUCGGGUGGUUGUUUCACAGCUGUCGGCUAUCAGCGGAAAGUUCAGCAAAUGAAUUUGCAAAUAUUUCCCCUGGGAGAAGGUUGUUUCCGACGUGGCACAAUAUUACACGAAAUUAUGCAUGCUUUGGGUUUCUUUCACGAACAAAGUGAUUCACAGCGGGACGAUUUCAUUCGUGUGGUCUACGAGAAUAUAGUACCAGGAAAAGAAUUCAAUUUCGACAAGUACAGCAGUUCAGUGGUGACAGAUUUUGAUGUUGGCUAUGACUAUGACAGCUGUUUGCAUUAUCGUGCUGGGGCCUUUUCGCAGAAUGGGGAAGAUACAAUUGUGCCCCUGGACCCGAAGGCAAAAAUCGGACAACGUGUCAGUAUGAGCGAGAAGGAUGUGAAGAAAAUUAACAUUAUGUACAAGUGUCCAAUUAAGAUAUGAAUGAAUAUGGUAAUUUGAUUUGAAAUGAUAAUUUGAUUUGUAUACAAUUUUGUGAU